Dibothriocephalus latus is the source of this 297-nucleotide messenger RNA. Lineage: Eukaryota; Metazoa; Platyhelminthes; Cestoda; Diphyllobothriidea; Diphyllobothriidae. The record is from the annotation of a GenBank genome assembly.
AAAUUGGAAGCCAAGGACGGUUAUCAUCCCGUUUUACUUAAUACAGCAACUGAACUAGCAGAGAAGCAAAAGAAGGAGGAGGACCUCUCGUGCCUGCCCUGUCUGGGCCUCCUCGACAUUCCUGCGAAAUGCAGACCCGAGCCCUACACAGAAGCACUGGUCCUCGAUAGACCGAUGCAGCUAAACGAGGCACCCACCAACGGUCUGGUCUAUGUGCACGCUUUGGCCGAUCUUCGUGGCCUUCCGGCAGACCUACUUUUUUAUGUGCCUAUCUUCGCCGAUCUUUUCACGAGGUGA